AGAGAUGGAGAGUGGGGAGCCUAAUCCUGCUGGCAAGAAAAAGAAGUACCUCAAGGCUGCACUGUACGUGGGUGACUUGGACCCAGAUGUCACCGAGGACAUGCUAUAUAAAAAGUUCAGGCCUGCUGGCCCUCUGCGUUUCACACGGAUCUGCCGUGACCCAGUGACCCACAGUCCACUGGGCUAUGGUUAUGUUAACUUCCGCUUUCCUGCAGAUGCAGAGUGGGCGCUCAACACCAUGAAUUUUGAUUUAAUUAAUGGCAAACCAUUCCGCCUCAUGUGGUCUCAGCCAGAUGACCGGUUAAGAAAGUCUGGAGUGGGAAACAUCUUCAUCAAAAACCUUGACAAAUCCAUAGACAAUAGAGCCCUUUUUUAUUUAUUUUCUGCUUUUGGAAACAUUCUCUCGUGCAAAGUAGUAUGCGAUGACAAUGGCUCUAAAGGCUAUGCAUAUGUACACUUCGAUAGCCUCGCCGCUGCCAACAGGGCGAUAUGGCACAUGAAUGGAGUGCGGCUCAACAACCGUCAAGUGUAUGUUGGCAGAUUCAAAUUUCCUGAAGAAAGGGCAGCUGAAGUCAGAACCCGAGAUAGAGCAACUUUCACCAAUGUGUUCGUUAAAAACUUUGGGGAUGACAUGAAUGACGAAAAAUUAAAGGAAAUUUUCAAUGAAUUUGGGCCAACUGAGAGUGUUAAAGUGAUAAGAGAUGUCAGCGGGAAAUCGAAAGGCUUUGGGUUUGUGAGAUAUGAAACACAUGCGGCUGCCCAAAAGGCAGUGCUAGAUCUGCAUGGAAAGUCCGUUGAUGGGAAAGUGCUAUAUGUAGGACGAGCACAAAAGAAAAUUGAACGUCUGGCUGAAUUAAGGCGGAGAUUUGAACGACUGAGAUUAAAAGAAAAAAGUCGGCCUCCCGGGGUCCCUAUCUAUAUUAAGAACCUAGAUGAGACCAUCGAUGAUGAAAAACUGAAGGAAGAAUUUUCUUCCUUUGGAUCAAUUAGCAGGGCCAAGGUGAUGAUGGAAGUGGGGCAAGCCAAAGGGUUUGGUGUGGUCUGCUUCUCCUCUUUUGAAGAGGCCACCAAAGCAGUAGAUGAGAUGAAUGGACGCAUAGUGGGCUCCAAAGCCCUGCAUGUCACCCUGGGCCAGGCUAGGCGAAGGUGGUGAAAACGAAAACCAUGUUGCUCAAUUUAUUUCAGCCUUGAGCUGAUGCCUACUUAGUUUGGGCUACUUUGUGAUAUGAGGUUAUUUUAUGGGAAUUCACGUUUUUUUAAGUGAAAACGGUCUUUUGGAGGAAAAAAAGUGAAAACUCAGCAAACCCUGUUCAUUCUAGUGAAGAAUAUAGUUUCUAAUAGUAGAAUUGUCAUUUUGUACUAUUUUUUAAUAUAAUAUCUUUAGGAAUAUGUAGAAUAAAGUUUAUUCAUCAAUAUUUUCCCCCUGAAUCAGCCAAGGUGAGGUAAUUGAUUGAGUAUAUGUAUUUGCUUCAUUAUUUCAAU
This is a messenger RNA of Chrysochloris asiatica (Cape golden mole), 1482 nucleotides long. RefSeq names its product poly(A) binding protein, cytoplasmic 5 (gene PABPC5). The record is from RefSeq and is a predicted model, not a curated record. Gene Ontology annotation, cellular component: ribonucleoprotein complex. The transcript has a single exon. NCBI's taxonomy places the organism in Eukaryota, Metazoa, Chordata, Mammalia, Afrosoricida, Chrysochloridae. Gene Ontology annotation, molecular function: RNA binding. The coding region runs from base 5 to 1153 and encodes 382 amino acids.